Messenger RNA from Aspergillus aculeatus ATCC 16872, 941 nucleotides. RefSeq lists its product as uncharacterized. The record is from RefSeq and is a predicted model, not a curated record. Bases 132 to 695 code for a protein of 187 amino acids. Lineage: Eukaryota; Fungi; Ascomycota; Eurotiomycetes; Eurotiales; Aspergillaceae. The transcript has a single exon.
CAAAGUCAUCUCAACAUAUAUUAUCCUGCGAAAAUAUCCAGAAUAAAAGGCCCGAUAGGCCAGAUUUGCCAUAUUCUGAGGGCAAGGAUGAAGUGUGCCGUCAGGUUUCUUGCGAUGCUCAACCGAACUCAAUGUUGGUCACUUCAAGCGGGUACAAUGAGAUCAUCGAUGACUGCUUCCCAUUGAGUCCCAGCAAGGUGGACUAUGCUGCCCUUGAAGCUGCGUGUGACGCCAUUUUGGCUUCCGAAUCGAACUUCUUCGAACCUCUUCAGAAAAAUAUCAGAGGAAUUUCCACUUCAAGUUUCGAGCCUGGAGUUCAAAUACGGAGGCCGGAGAGUGCUCUGGAAAGAAAGCCUUCAGCCAGGGAUACACAUGAAGACACGCAAGGCUACGCAACUGACGAUCGGACAAGUUACUACUUGUCCAGCCAUCCAGGGGAUAGGUCGGCGAAAGCUCCGGCAAGCGAUGCGGUGAGAGAUGAGCCUCUCUCAAGGUACAUUACGACAAUCUACAACGGCGGUCUGUUCACUGAGAAUGAGAUGAUGCAAACUCGGGCUGGGUUUACCACCCAUGCAGAAGGCUGCUUGGAAUGCAGACUGCGACAAGGCCCUGGCUCGCAUUGCGAGCCCACAAACCUCCAAAUUGAUAUCAGCGGUGAUCUGGAAGGAUUUUGGCAGCGAAGGAUGUUGUAUUGACGGUGUGCUAUAUUUUGUCAGCUCUUACUCCACAAGUAUCUUGUAUUGGUAUUUUGAUGGGAUGGCUUUGCAUUUAUUGAAGCCAAGCUCGGUUAUAUUUGGAAGUGAGAAUGCUUUGCCACGAUUAUUUGAGGAGAUGAGAGUAUCAUGUAUGUAUUCCUAGUUUCUGGGAAUGAUCAAGAUCAACUGUAGAUUAACAUGACCAAGAAAACGAAAUAAGAUGAAGGGGGGGAAGGUACAUCAGAG